AUGGCGGCCAUGCGCGGCAUUGCAGCAACUGUGUUUGGCGCGGCGCUUGCAAACUUGAUGCCAGUCCUCUUCUUGCAGGCUGGCAUGAGUAGCGUGUCCGCCAAGUGGGCAUGGAUGACCAGCCCACCAAAGUGUGCCUCCGCCGAGCCCAGCACAUGGGACUUCGACGGCAUGGCCACCAUCGCCGCCGGUGAGACGGGCACCAUCAAGUGCAAGAAUGGAGGAAACGCAUCCGAGGGCACGGUGUCCUGCCCCUCCUCCAACGAGAAUGCGACCUCACCCUCCGAGGAUCCGGAAUGGUGGGGUCCCUGUGGCUUCGGAGCAUCCUGUCAGGUCGACAAGGCCAUCGGUGACAACAUCACCUGCACUGGAGGCACGACAGCGGAUGUUGGUGGAAGCCCCCAACAAGCAGUCGUCUCCGCGGCUUCCAUCCUUUUGGGUGUGGUGGCUUGCCAGUGA
Molecule: messenger RNA, 459 nt
Organism: Symbiodinium pilosum
Lineage: Eukaryota; Dinophyceae; Suessiales; Symbiodiniaceae
Source: the annotation of a GenBank genome assembly